AUGAAUAACAUCAACACAAAUAACGUCCAGAUGCAAAACGCAGAAUACGCUCUUCACCUAAACCUUCUCAACAGUGAUACUGGCAGUGAAAAUGGCAAUCAACAAGCUACCACGCCUAUAUUCACCACUCCCCUCUGCAACGAAAUCGGUCAGUAUGGAUUGAUAGCUGGACAGUCAAGCAUUCUUGCCAACGAAAACGGAAAGCAAGACCCUCGUCUUUUCUACAACAUAGCGGCGCCGUUCAGUUCUUUCAUAUGUGGCUCUCAAGGUUCCGGAAAGUCUCAUACCUUAUCAUGCUUUCUGGAGAACUGUCUUGCAAAGUCUGUUGUUAGCAAGGUGAAAAAUCCCUUGUCCGCUUUACUGUUCCAUUACGAUGGGUUCAUUGGCGAUAUAAAGGGUACCCCUUGCGAGGCUGCUUACUUGGCAAGCAACCCGGAUAUAAAAGUUCGAGUUUUAUGUUCGCCGACAAAUUUCAAAACCAUACAACGCACAUAUGGUGGUAUGAAUGUCAAAAUCUCACAAUUGUGCAUCGAUCAAACUGACCUCACGACACAACGCAUGUUUGAUCUGAUGGCAGUCAAUCCAAAAGAAGAAUUGCCACUUUAUCUUCAUAGUAUUGGCCGCGUGUUACGAGUUCUCCGCAUGGCACAUCAAAUUAGUGGACGACCUUUUCAUUACGGGGAAUUCAAAAAACAUAUCGAGGCUCUUAAAUUGACAACUAGUCAAGAAGGACCGCUGUCACAAAGAUUGGAUACGUUAGAAAGCUUCAUGCCACUUGCACAGAGGGGAUCUGGUUCUCCUUUUCCUGUUAAGAGAGGGAGUGGAACUGAUUGGAGAAUCAAGGUCUUGAAACCUCCCUACCGAGAACUUACCAUCGUUGAUCUUUCAUGUCCUUGUGUAACUGCCGAGGCAGCGUCUUCGCUCUUCAACAUUUGUCUCUCAUUAUUCCUUGAAGAGAAAUCCAAGAUAGGGAAAGUUGUUGCUCUGGAUGAAGCACAUAAGUACAUGUCGGCAAGCACAGGGGACCCAUUGACAAACAAUUUGCUAUCAACCAUUCGACUUCAGCGUCAUCUUGGCACACGAGUAUUCAUCUCGACGCAAGAGCCGACCAUUUCCCCCGCUCUGAUUGACUUGUGCUCCAUGACCAUUGUUCAUCGCUUUUCCAGCCCAGAAUGGCUCAGGGUCCUUCGUCAACAUGUUGCCGCACUCUAUAACUCGGGGUCCAAUCCUGAGGACGAUUAUUUGGUGAAAGGAAAUGUGUUCAAGGAAAUCGUAAGGCUACAAGUGGGUGAAGCUUUAUUGUUUGCACCAGAAGCAGUGAUUGGUACUGGGAGUGAUCAUCACCAUAGCAGCAGAUUACUACAUGGUGACAUACCCAUUGAGUCCACAGCUGGAUUGUACGUCGAGAGGGAGAGUGGUGACUCGGUGACAAGGAAGCGAAAUGGGAAGGACAUUGAAACCGAUGAUGACAUUGAUGGACAAGCAUUAAGAAAAUUGGGUACAGAUUACAUCAAGAUGAAAGUGCGGGGAAGGCUCACCAAUGAUGGUGGAAGGAGUGUUCUGGCUGCUUAA
Molecule: messenger RNA, 1572 nt
Organism: Sclerotinia borealis F-4128
Lineage: Eukaryota; Fungi; Ascomycota; Leotiomycetes; Helotiales; Sclerotiniaceae
Source: the annotation of a GenBank genome assembly